Molecule: messenger RNA, 1047 nt
Organism: Polistes dominula (European paper wasp)
Lineage: Eukaryota; Metazoa; Arthropoda; Insecta; Hymenoptera; Vespidae
Product: plasma membrane ascorbate-dependent reductase CYBRD1
Molecular function (GO): oxidoreductase activity
Source: RefSeq, a predicted model, not a curated record
AUUCGCGCUUAUAUGAGUAACCGUUCGAACAUAACCGAACAUUACCGAAGAUUUCCGAUCGAUAAAGGAAGUGAUAGUCUGCUGCUGUUUAAUGUGAAGCUUAGUGGAUAAACGCAAAUUUAGAAUAAAUUGCUAAUCGUUUCUAUAACCCACCUGUUGGAUGUUCUGACACCUGUUUCCAAUUCUAUGAACUUUCAGUCUUCUAACAGAUAUGGAGCAAACGGAACAACAACAACAACCACCAUCACCUAUAAAUAAACCUGAAGGAUUUACAUUUUUAUUUACAAUUUUAGAAUUGACAGGAGCUGUGCUUAUUAUUUUAAUGAUAGUAUGGAUUACCGAAUUUAGAGGUGGUUUCUCUUGGACAUCUAAUCCAAGUCUUGAAUUCAAUUGGCAUCCUUUGUUAAUGACUAUUGGAUUUGUUGUUCUUUAUGCUAAUGCUAUGCUUAUAUACAGAACACAAAGGAACGUUCGAAAAAGGCGAUUGAAAUUAAUGCACACUGGAUUGAUGGUACUUACAAUUUUACUGACAGUAAUUGCAUUAGUUGCAGUCUUUGAUAGUCAUAAUUUAAAAGAUCCACCCGUACCAAACAUGUAUACUUUACAUAGUUGGAUAGGAUUAACAAGUGUAAUAUUGUUUUGUUGCCAACUGCUCGCAGGUUUUAUUACUUUUCUUUAUCCUGGUUUACAUGAAUCAUUACGGUCAUCUUAUAUGCCAAUACACGUUUACUUUGGUAUAGCAACUUUUGUUGGAAGUAUUGCUGCCUGUUUAAUAGGACUUAAUGAAAAAGCAUUCUUUUCUGUAAAGAAUUAUCAAGAUUUUCCUUCCGAAGGAAUUUUGAUAAACAGUAUCGGACUAUUUUUGGUUAUUUUUGGAGCAUUAGCAGUAUAUUUAGUAUCGCAGGGACAAUAUAAACGUUUACCUAGACCUGAAGAUAAUCUGUUGUUGACAAAUAGAAACUAAACCCAAAUGAUGAGAUAUUAUUGUAUCUUCAAAAUGAUAUCUUUAUCUAUGUGCUUUUUGUGCUUUGAAAGCUCUUGAUAAGU